CAAAUGAGAAUUUAAAAAAAAUAAAAGAGAAAAAAUAACGCCUUCUUUGUCUGUUCGCUAAUUCAAAAAUCAACAUAGAAGAUCCUCAAGAUUCUGGACGUAAUCUGUCGGAUCUUUCUUUCCAAUCUGUCAGAUUUCCAAGAGGAUUUUCUCUAUCUCACUGACUCCGAUGGCUUCCCCUUUUAAAUCCCACCCACCCUUUCUCUCGUUUUACCAUCGCCAUCACCAUAAUAUUCAGUAGUUCUCCUGUUCUUCUUCUUCGUAUUCUUCCUUCUUGUAUGUUUUUGUGUUGCCUUUGAGAUUACAAGGUCAGAAAUAUGGGUUUGGCAGCUGCAGAGGCUCAUCAGUUUCAUGUUCUUGCUGUUGAUGACAGCAUCAUUGACAGAAAGUUGAUUGAGAGACUUCUCAAGACUUCUUCUUAUCAAGUUACUGCUGUUGAUUCUGGAAGCAAGGCUUUGGAAUUUUUGGGUUUGCAUGAACAAGAUGAUCAGAGUGCUGCAGAUAUUCCCUCUCUUUCCCCAGAUAAUCAUCACCAGGAGGUUGAAGUAAAUUUGAUCAUUACAGAUUACUGCAUGCCAGGAAUGACAGGCUAUGAUCUCCUCAGAAAGAUUAAGGAAUCUAACGUGCUUAAAGACAUACCAGUUGUUAUUAUGUCGUCAGAGAAUGAGCCAUCAAGGAUCAACAGAUGCUUGGAGGAAGGAGCACAAGAGUUUUUCCUUAAACCAGUACAGUUAUCCGAUGUGAACAAGCUUCGACCUCACAUGUUGAAGGGCAGAAGCAGUGUGGACAUGGAAGACCAACCCAACGUCAACAAGAAAGGGCAUGGAACUAACACAAUCAGUUGAUUCAUUGCCAGAUAGAACAAGAACAAAUAUAAUGACUUGGAAGUGAUUACUUCAUGAGCACUUGAUCAAUUUUCUCUCUUUUAGGAAGUAUCAAGUAGAAUGAUGAUGGAUGGAUUGUCAAAUAUUGAUAUAUGUGCGUCUCACAUUACGUGCCACAAUGUAGAUCAAACGACCUUUGAUCUCUAUAGUUUUCAAUAGACUUCUCUUCUCUACUAUUUUUUUUUUCUUUUAGAUCUGAUUGUAAAUUAACAGGCAGAAAAUAUUUAUUGAAUUUUUGUCAGCUAUAGAAUAUUUUAUUUUUUUUU
Pyrus x bretschneideri (Chinese white pear) is the source of this 1150-nucleotide messenger RNA. RefSeq names its product two-component response regulator ORR9. Bases 318 to 845 code for a protein of 175 amino acids. Gene Ontology annotation, biological process: phosphorelay signal transduction system; cytokinin-activated signaling pathway. NCBI's taxonomy places the organism in Eukaryota, Viridiplantae, Streptophyta, Magnoliopsida, Rosales, Rosaceae. The transcript is spliced from 4 exons. The record is from RefSeq and is a predicted model, not a curated record.